Messenger RNA from Hydra vulgaris (swiftwater hydra), 908 nucleotides. The record is from RefSeq and is a predicted model, not a curated record. Lineage: Eukaryota; Metazoa; Cnidaria; Hydrozoa; Anthoathecata; Hydridae.
GAUAUGAGUCACCAAAAGGUGUGUAGAGCAUCUCUACGUGUGAUUACAAUGCAUACUGUGUUAGAAGCAGAAACCAUAGGUUUAAAUCUUAUACCUGGAAAAAAACUGGGUCGAACCUGUCGAAGUAAAGUUAUGACAUGUUUAUCAAAAAGUAUAAGUGAAAAUAAAAAUCAUGAAGAUUUUGAUAUUGUUAAUGAAAGAUCCAUUCAAAAUAAAAAAGAAAGUGUAGAUACACACUUUACAUCUGCCGGAGUAUCUCCAAUUAAGGUCAAAGGAUUGCACAAGUCAGGUAAAAUCAGAGAAGGUAAAUGAAAAUUGACAGCAUUAACAACCUCCAUUAAAAAAGGUAGCCAUUUCCCUUAAUAUAUCAGAAGAAAGUUUUGAAGAACAGUCAAGUUUUAAUAAUGAGUAUAUGAAAAAAGCAAACUUGUUUGAUAACAUGAUGGUAUUGUUAACUAACAAAAUUGCAGAGUCUACAUCAACAUCAAGAAAAGUACAACUUGCGACACUUGCCCCAACAGACUGGUCAAUAAAAAAGGUAUCUGAAACAUUGCAUGUAACAAACUAUGUAGUUCGAACUGCACGUAAGUUAACAUUAGAAAAAGGUAUUUUAACCAUGUCUAAUCCUAAAUUAGAAAAAGCUCUUCCUGAUGUAACAGUUCAACUAGUAAAGAACUUUUACGAAGACGAUGAACAUAGCCGUAUAAUGCCUGGUAAAAAAGACUAUGUAAGCAUAAAGAAAAAUGUCCACAUUCAAAAACGUUUGCUCUUAUGUAAUUUAAAGGAAUUGUUUGUUGCCUUUAAAACCAAGAACCCAGAAAUAAAAAUAGGAUUUUCAAGGUUUUGUACCUUGCGACCUAAAUAGUGUAUUACUGUUGGUGCCUCAGGAACACAUUCUGUAUGCGUCU